GACAGAGACACAGAGAGAGAGACACACAGGGACACGGGGACACGGGGACGGAGAGACACACAGGGACAGACAGACAGGAGUUUGUGGUGACGUCACCGUUAGGUUGAUGUGAGUUUACAGUGUUUGAGCUGUACACUGGACUUUAUAACCGGUCCUAAAGAACAGGAGAUUCAUCAUCAGUGUUUAUAACCGGAGCUGAAAGUCAUCAGUGAGGAAGACUGUGGUGUGAUGAAGACCGUCUGUGCAGCUGAAAUGGUGCCUGAGAUUAAAGCAGCAGUCAGUUUUGUGGUCAGACUUCUGAGGAACAGCGGCGUCCUGCCUGACACACAGCUGCAGGUGUUCAGGGACUGUUUACAACAAGCUCUGUCAGAUCGUUAUCGGCACCACUGGUUUCCCGACAGACCACAGAAGGGUUCUGGUUACCGCUGCAUCCGGAUCAACCAUGAGAUGGACCCCCUGAUUGGCGGGGCAGCGAGUCGGAUGGGCCUGAGUGCAGAGCGGCUCUUCUCGCUGCUCCCUCGAGAGCUUACUCUGUGGAUUGACCCCUAUGAAGUGUCCUACAGGAUCGGCGAGGACGGCUCCAUCUGUGUCCUGUACGAAGCAGAGCCUCCGGCGUCCUCUCCGGCUGCGUCCGCACUGUCGCCGUUUGACCCUCUGAACUGUAAGAACGGUUUCAUGAUGAACGGCAGGACCAGUCCUCCUAAACACUACCUCAUGACCGUAUCGAGCUGAGGGGACGUGAGGACAUGCUGCUGUGCACAGGACCGUUUAACCUUCCUGACUUUCUAUUUCUUGACAUUUAUUCUUUUGUUUACUCCUCAAACCAUUUAUAUUUCUAGUCGAAAGCACUGCCUAAUGUUCCAGGGAUCACACAUUCCUCCACUUGCACCGUAGGCGUGUGCUGAGACUUGAUCAGAAUCCUGCCAAAAUUGAUUAUCGCAAGUUUUAUGAUGAGGGAAAACAACCUGUACCUUCUGUCGUGUCCUUGACUUGAUCUGCCACAAAGUGCUGCCUACCUGGGGAACCUCCUCCUGUGUGGAAUGUGAAGCUGGUGAUGGUCUCAUUGUCCCAUAAGUGACAGUUCAGGAAGAUGCUCAGAUCUGCUGCCUGUGCAGACUGAUGCACAAUCGUGUGUUUAAUAUGGUGGUGGUUGUUUUACACCCACGUCAAAGCUUGGUGUGAGACGGUGCUCAGUCGCUCCAUCUCUUACUGGUGAGGUGUUUUUAUAACCAUCAUCAUCAUCAUCACCUUUACGGUUGUUGUGGUUGUUUCUGCACAAAGCGGCUAAUUUAAAGGAGCCCUGUAGAUUUACUGCUGCCUUAAACUCUGAACGUUUCUACCUAACUUGAUUGUGCAAUAUAAAAGGUGCCCCAAAAGUAUUUCCUCCUCUUCCUCAUCUUCCUCCUUGUCAUGAAUGUCAUGAAAUGAAUCUCAGUGGAAAAGUAAACGCGCCCUUUUCGCACUCGCCUUCUGUAGCAUUUUUUCUGCCUGGGCUGCUGAGCAGCUCGGUGUUUACUGGGUUUAGACGGAGACACUGUAGUUUGUAAGCUAUUUGAAGCAACGUAUGCUUUUAUUGUACACUUUUUUUUUUUUUUUUAAUGGAUUUGUGUAUAAUAGAGAACUGUACAGUUUUGUGCGAUUUUUGUAUUACAAUAAAGAUUUAUAAAUGAAAA
Molecule: messenger RNA, 1673 nt
Organism: Tachysurus vachellii
Lineage: Eukaryota; Metazoa; Chordata; Actinopteri; Siluriformes; Bagridae
Gene: btg2
Product: B-cell translocation gene 2
Exons: 2
Coding region: 229-732 (167 amino acids)
Biological process (GO): negative regulation of cell population proliferation; negative regulation of mitotic cell cycle
Cellular component (GO): cytoplasm; nucleus
Source: RefSeq, a predicted model, not a curated record